Closterium sp. NIES-65 is the source of this 612-nucleotide messenger RNA. NCBI's taxonomy places the organism in Eukaryota, Viridiplantae, Streptophyta, Zygnematophyceae, Desmidiales, Closteriaceae. The record is from the annotation of a GenBank genome assembly.
AUGUCUGCCAGGAGGCGUACUUUGCUGAAGGUCAUCAUUCUCGGGGAUAGCGGGUGCCGUCGGAAAGACGUCGCUCAUGAACCAAAGUUCAGCGCACAAUAUAAAGCAACCAUUGGAGCCGAUUUUCUAACGAAGGAGGUCCAAGUAGACGACAAGCUUGUAACCAUGCAGAUCUGGGAUACAGCCGGGCAGGAGCGGUUUCAGAGCCUGGGAGUGGCGUUUUACCGGGGAGCGGACUGCUGCGUGCUGGUGUACGACGUGAACGUGAUGAAGUCGUUUGAGAACCUCGACAACUGGCGGGAGGAGUUCUUGAUACAGGCCAAUCCAGCAGAGCGAGAUCUGUUCCCGUUCGUGGUGCUCGGCAACAAGAUCGACGUGGACGGUGGCAACAGCCGCGUGGUAUCGGAGAAGAAGGUGAAGGCGUGGUGCGCAGCCAAGGGCAACAUCCCCUACUUCGAAACGUCCGCCAAGGAGGACUACAACGUGGAGGCCGCCUUCCAGUGCAUCGCUAGAAACGCGCUCAAGAAUGAAACCGAGGAGGACUUCUACUUGCCAGACACAAUUGAUGUGAAUGCUGCACGGGCCACCAAGGCAUCGUCAUGUGAAUGCUGA